Molecule: messenger RNA, 2270 nt
Organism: Salvia hispanica
Lineage: Eukaryota; Viridiplantae; Streptophyta; Magnoliopsida; Lamiales; Lamiaceae
Source: RefSeq, a predicted model, not a curated record
UUGCCUCUGCUUUCAAAUUCAUCUUCUUCCUUCUCAGUUCUCACCAUUAAAUCCUCCGCUCCUUUCUUCUUCUUCGUCUCUUUUCUUCACCUUUUCCUCACACACAAACACACACACUCAACCCUCAUUUCCAUAUAUAGAUACAAUAUAUGUACAAUUACAACCAUACCUUCCUAUUUUCAAGAAACAGAAAUGCUAAAUUUGAAAUUUGCCUAGAGAGAGAGAGAAAUUAUCAAGAAAGAGGGAGAAAAUUUUGAAAUUGGAAAGAAUUUUGGAUCCCCUUUUCCCCAAUUUGUGAAGGGGUUUGUGUUUUUGGUAGAUAUUUUCCUUAUGUAAUGCAUCAGAAAAAAUCUGAAUUACAGAUCGGAACAGAAAGCAGCGGCGUCUCUUCCGAUUUCAACCCCACCCCUCCCCUCCCCCCUUCCUCCCUCACCCAGAAACACCCCCAUUUCUCUCAAACCAAUCCGCCGCCUUCGUCCUCGCCUGGGCCCGCUCCCGACCUCCAAAUCCUCAUCAACGAUGAGAAUCAGCAGCUGGAGCCGAAUGACCCUUUUACCUCCAAGCCCACCCCCUUCAAGAGACCCCAUCUCCAGCAGCAAUUCUCCCGUUCCCUCACCAAGACUCCGACUCUCUCCAACGCUCUCCACAGAUACGGCGUGGACCCACCUGCAAAAUUCAGUCUUUUCCACAAUAGGUCUCAGAAAUUCUUGACCCAUUUCCACCACCACCUCCGCCACCUGCGCCGCCGUCUCCGCCUUCACCUCCGCCUCAUCCUUCUCCUCAGCCUCCCUUUCUUUUACUUCCUGGUCUCUCACCCUUCCAGGUCAUUCAUUCUUGAUUUCUUAUCCGCUUUCGCCUUCUCGGCCGUCCUCCUUUUUUCCCUCAAUUUAGCAAUCCCGAGGCUCCCCACGAUUAGGUUGUUCCUUGCCAAGUCCUUGCCGAUUAAGAUAAAUGCCAAGGGUCGUGUGAGUCGGCCUCAUUUUCCGGUGCUUUGGUCGAUUGGUUCGAGGCAGAAGGCGGACAAGAAGGCCAUUUCCGGGUGUUAUGUUCAAGCAUACACCAAUGGGGAUGUCUAUGAGGGUGAGUUUCAUAAGGGGAAAUGUAGUGGCAGUGGGGUGUAUUACUAUUACAUGAGUGGGAGGUAUGAGGGUGAUUGGGUUGAUGGCAAGUAUGAUGGCUAUGGCGUUGAGACGUGGGCACGGGGCAGCCGGUAUAGAGGGCAGUACCGGCAAGGCCUUAGGCAUGGUUUCGGAGUAUAUAGGUUUUAUACUGGUGAUGUUUACGCAGGGGAAUGGUCUAGUGGGCAGAGCCAUGGGUGUGGGGUUCAUACCUGCGAGGAUGGUAGCCGAUAUGUAGGAGAGUUUAAGUGGGGUGUUAAACAUGGGCUUGGACACUAUCAUUUCAGAAAUGGAGAUAGAUAUGCCGGAGAGUAUUUUGCAGACAAAAUGCAUGGAUUUGGGGUGUACUGUUUUGCAAAUGGCCAUCGUUAUGAGGGUGCCUGGCAUGAGGGGAGGAGACAGGGGCUCGGAAUGUACACUUUCAGAAGUGGUGAAACUCAGUCGGGCCACUGGCAAAAUGGAAUUCUUGAUAUUCCAAGCACACAGAGCAAUGUAUAUCCUGUUUCCCCCGUUGCUGUCAAUCACUCUAGAGUGCUUAACGUUGUUCAGGAAGCUCGGCGAGCAGCAGAAAAGGCGUAUGAAGUGAGCAAGGUGGACGAGAGAGUGAACAGAGCAGUAACAGCUGCUAACAGGGCAGCUAAUGCAGGAAGAGUAGCAGCAGUCAAAGCUGUGCAAAAGCAAAUGCAUCACAAAAGCAACAGCGAUGACUUCCCGAUUCCUAUCAUGUAAGACUGGCCGUCUGGCUGCCCGCCACUAACACCUAGCAUAACGGAUGACAUAUAACAGAAAAACAAAAAGAAAAGACGGUUGCAGCGACUUUAGGGUAAACUGACGACGCCAAUUUUACUAUGUUUCCUCUUUCAAACAUCCAUGUGUUUUUUUAGUGAAAGCUGAAAUUGUGAGCAGCUGAAUGGCACUGCGGAUACUGGGAUUUGUUUCCCAUGUUCAUCUGGCCUCUUUUUUUUCUUUUUCUUUUUUGUCUUUUUUUUUUGGCUUUUGUAAAGUUCAAAUAGGUAUAUGAUCGAGGGCUGGUGCAAAAGGGUAAACAAAACCAAUACUCAAGCAGCCCUGAAUGUGGUGAUAUGUAACUAUGAGAAAACUCAAGAGAGAAUGUUGUACUAAUAUUUCUAUUUCAACGUGUUGGCUUCUCCA